AUGAAGUCGAUUCAUUUCUUUCAGGAGGAGGUAGAAACGGACAACGACGAAGAACAAGCUGAACAGAAGAAGAAACGGCAUGAACAGAUGAGGUCCAGUGUGGUGUCUGCGCUGUACCAGACUGCAGGGUCCGUCACCAGUGUUGAAGCCGUACAACAAUCGUGCAUCACCAUGAAAGCUAUCACAGAAAAAUCGUCUGAAGUAUCUCCUGACACCCAGGUCACAGCAGCCUCGGCUGUGGAGAAUAUGGCGGAAAAACUUCAGGGAAUUGACAUGUCUGAGGAACUCUCUGAGAACAUUGAAAGUACAGCAACAGAACUUGUGUCCAGUCUUAGCAACAUCCUGGUUGCCACGGACACCACGGUACAGGAGAAGAUCAAAGUUCCCGGCUCAGAAGGAGCGCUGGACGUGAUGUCGUUAAGCCCAGAGGAAGCUGAGCAGAGAGAACGGGAUCUACAGGCAGCUGAAGAAACACAACAUGACGACGAAACGUUGGCAAAGGACACAGCAAGACAAGUCUCAACAAAAACAUUCAAAGCUGCGACAGCGAUAUCAGGCUUAGUGAUGAAGACAAAGACUAUCGGAUCUCCGGCAAUGGUCAUUGACUCACCGAAGCUGUCAAUGGUGCUGGAAAGGUCGGAGCCUACUGCCCUAGCGGGUAAAGCUGUAACUGCACGUGGAGGAUCCUUCAACAUCCCUCCAGCCAUCUCAGCCAAACUGGGCGAGGGCUCUGGUCCGGUUGAUAUGAAGGUCAUGUCCUUGCCGACUAAUCCAUUUAUCUGGGAUGAGAGUGCCAGUUCUAUCAACAGCCCCGUGGUGUCUCUAGCAUUCCAAGGCUCGGAUGGGAAUGAACUGGCUAUCAAUAAUAUGGACGAACCUUUUGAGAUAAGGAUUAAUAACAGUCCAGAAAAGGUUCCCAAACCAAAAAGGUUCGACCCACCAAAUCCACCAGAUGAUUCGGAAGAGGAAAACUUUUACUACGACUACAGUCCAGAAGUGGACAUGGACUACGCCUUUCACGUCAUAGACGUGCCCAGAAGUAACAACGCUAUUAGAGCUGUCAUUCGCCCUGGAGAUCCAAAAAUGUUGCUGAUGGCGUAUCUGAGAGUAGGAGACUAUCCAAGCUCAAGUGACUUUAACGUAAGCGGCAUCAUUCCGCGCGAGAUCAACAUGAACGGGACUUUCACACGGGAAGAACUGGACGAGAUACGGCACUCGGUGAUGGUGCCUGAGGAGAUUGUAUACACCAACAUCAGCUGGUAUCUUGCCAUUCAAGAAAUAGAUCCUGAGAGCAAGACUACGCUAGGGGCGCCAUCAUCCAACUACACUCUACAGACUCUCAUACUUGGAUGCAAAUUCUGGAGUGAAACUGAGGAGCGGUGGGCGGGAGAUGGCUGUAAGGUUUCUGAUAAGUCCACAGCCAACGUAACAGUUUGCGAAUGUACCCAUCUAACCUCAUUCGGCUCCGAGCUCUUCACUCCGCCCAACACCAUCGACUUCAAGACCGUUUUCAGCAAGAAUAUCGCGGAGAACGCGUACGUGUUAGGCACCGUCCUCGGUAUCACUGCGCUGUAUCUGAUAUGUGUCUACUUUGCUCGGAAGGGAGACAACAAAGACGUCGAGAAGUGGAGCGUGUCCCAACUGUCGGACAACAGACUCAUAGAUAACCACUUCUAUGAGAUCACGGUACAGACAGGGAUCGGCAAAACAUCCGGGACCAAGUCUGAAGUCUUCUUCACUCUCUACGGCGAGGACGAGAAUACUAGGACCAGAACGCUGAAGGCAAAGAACAAGGUACGGGGCAUCUGUGAUAUGAGAAACUUAAGCAGUGGUAGUGUAAAUAAGUUUCUGAUGGCCGAGCACAAACACCUGGGCGCCCUGCAGUCCCUCCGUAUCUGGCACAACAACAGCGGCAAGGGUGCAGAGGCGAGCUGGUACCUGGACAGGGUGCAGGUCCGGGAUCUGGACACGGACAAGAUGUACUACUUCCUGUGCGACAAGUGGCUGGCUGUGAAUGAAGAUGACGGAGAGGUCUGCCGUACACUGCCUGUCGCCACGGAGGAGGACAUGAAACAGUUCAACACUAUCUUCUUUUCCGCCGUGAAGAAAGACUUCAACGACGGUCACCUGUGGUUCUCUGUGUUCUCCCGUCCGACCAGAAGUAACUUCACCCGGGUUCAGCGUGUCACGUGCUGCCUGUCUCUCCUCUUCUGCACCAUGGUGUCAAACGCCAUGUGGUAUGAUACAGAGAAGAAGGUACGGACUGUCCACGCCCUCACCAUAGGUCCCAUCACCCUCACCUGGCACCAACUGUACGUCAGCUUCAUGAGUAGUAUCCUCAUCUUUCCUGUCAACAUCGGGCUCGUUACACUCUUCAGGCGCAUACGGGAAAAGGAAUCACCCAUCCUUGAGGUUGAUGGUGGCGAGGACUCUGCUGAGACGGUGGAAAAGGGCAAUUGUAAAGACCACCAAGAGGAGCAGAGCAAGAAAAAGAAGAAGAAGAAGCUUUUCAUGUUUCCUCAUUGGAUGGUGUACGUGGCGUGGAUCAUCGCCUUCCUGGUGACCUUCACGUCAGCGUUCUUCAGCGUACUGUACAGUCUGGACUGGGGCGCCAAGAAGUCCAUAGCGUGGCUGACGUCCAUGCUGAUGUCAUUCACCAUGUCUGUGUUUGUAGUGGAUCCAAUCAAGGUCGUUUUCUUGGCCGCGGUUUUGUCACUGCUGAUCCGGAAACCGAGCUCGGAUGAAGAAGACAACUCGGAUGACGAGGAAAUCCAAAACAAACUACAAGAUGACGAAGACUGGGUGAACGAAAUGCCCUCGGACGACGACGAUGACAAGCUCGGCGUGCCUGACCCUACGCGUCUGGCUGAAGCUAAGGAGAAGAUGCAGAAAAAAGCGGUGAUGUCUGACCUCAUCCGGGAGAUCGCGCGGUACGGGCUGCUCGUGCUGGUCCUCAUGCUCAUCGCCUACAACAACAAAGAUCCCAGCUCCUACAACAUGGUCAAAACGUUCAGGGAUAACUUUGUUCACGUGGAGCUGCCUCUAGAAAACGUAUGUUUGAUAUAACAUUAUAUGAAAUAUUAUGUACAUAUUAUGUCCAAAACACGAGAUACGAAAGUCAGGGGUUCUGUUUCACAGCAGUUCCUGGCAGACAAGUUGUCGUUCCGGGUGGGACCGGCAAGAAUGAGACAACUUCGGGUACCGCCUUCGGAAUCAUGUACAAUAAAUGUAGACGUGGUAGGACUUGUGGAAGGAUGUACUGAUGAAUAUUCAAUGGAACUGGAAGACCAGAUGGCCUACCUACCGGGAUGGAAAUAUCACCCGAACGCCUCAGUCUUAACAGACGAUCUUCGUGGCGGUGGAUACGAAGCUAACUUCGGAACCUCCAACCUAAGAGCCAAGCGAGUUUCCGGCUACCUCCAGUCCCACGGCUGGAUAGACAGGUUAACCCGCGCUAUCAUCAUAGAGUUCACGGCCUACAACGCCAACGUCAACCUGUUUGUUGCCGCCCGGUACAUCCUGGAGUUCGGCGCGAUCGGGGCCGGGUUGACGGGGCAGUACGACAUCCAGGUCUUACUCCUGUACAACUACGAGGGUAAAAGCAUGAAAGAGCUUGGUUGUAAGAAGUAUUUCGCGGAUCCUUGGAACAUGUUAGAGAUUCUCAUCAUCCUGGGAUCUCUGAUCUCCAUCGGCUUCUAUGCAACUAAAACCAUCAUUACAUCCUUUACCCUGUCUUCAGUACAGGCCUCUAGAGACGACUUCGUUAGUUUCCAGAGCGCCAUCACCUUCCACUCAGCCUACAGCUUCACGCUGGCGUUUGUAGUCUUUCUCUCCACGCUGAAGUUCAUGAAGCUUCUCAGGUUCAACAAGAAGAUCUCCAUGUUGUCCGCGACUGUCCGCCACAGCAGCGCCAUGAUGGUUCCCUUCGGGUUCCAGUUCGGGCUGGUCGUCUUCGCCUUCGUGCAUUUUGCCUCCGUCGCGUUUGGUGCCAAUUCACUAUCAUACACCAGUGUUAUGGGAAGUUUCCAGACCAUUUUCUCCAUGCUUCUGGGGAAGUUUGACCACCAGGAGCUGGCACAGCUACACUGGCUGCUCGGGCCCGCCAUGUUUAUCGUGUUCAUGAUCGUCGUGUUCCUGAUCAUCAUGAAUAUCUCCUUCACCAUCAUCAGUGAAAGCUUCGCCGAGGUUCAGAAGGACAUCUACAACCAGGAGAAUGACUAUGAAAUCCUGGACUUCGUGCUGAACGGACUGAAGAAAAGUCUCCGGCUGGUGAAAAGUAUGGUCGUGGCGAUAGACGAAGAUGAGGGCAAAGAUCCUGUAUACAUCGAAUUCGAGCCAGAAUGUAUCGUGGAGCGGUCGAACCAGCUGUACCGCUCAGUUAUCCGUCUGUACGUGAAGGAAGGGUUUGAGGAGGAGGACACAGAAGCCGUCUUACAGGAGAUGAGUGAUUUGGGGAUCUCCGUUGAUGACUUGGCUCUGUCUGUGAUGCGGGAACAUCAUAACCAGGUGGGACCCGGUGGGUCCAUAAAGCUUCAAGUCUACCGUGAAGACAUCGGUGUGGAGUGGCGUCCAGAAGUCAACUCAGCCGGGGAACGUGUCUUCGUCAGCCGACCCUGCGAUAGCAAAUGGACGCUGAAGGAAACUUGCAGCAACACAACAAAGGUGACAACCAGGAAAGCUGACAAGACAGCCUUUUUGGGUGGCAAAGUGGGUAAAAGCGUCACUUUUGAUGACGUUUUCAAUUCCAAGGAAUCGCCAUGUCGUCAGACGUCACCACCCGUACGGAAGAAACAGAACGGUAAAGACUCGUGGUACAUCCCUGGACCAGGCUCUCCAGACAACAUCGACGUUGUCCAUAGCAACAGUUACCAGGCAACGGCGGGUUUCACCACCCCAGCCGCCUCAAGCAGUCGUGCACUCCUGUCCAGGGUCUCUACUGCAGCUGAGAGGAAAGCCCCCGACAACACUGGGUUUCCAGCCGCGGCCGUAUACGUUCAACCUGACGACAGUGCAUCAGACGAGCAGAUUUUGAGCGGCAAUGACCACGAAGUAGAAAAUUCCAUAUUUGACCUUCCAACAGACGAGAGCGAUCACCUCACUCCGGCUGUCUACGUAGCGCCCUCUCACGACGAUGGGUGGCACGACAUGUUUGAUCAACUCACCGACGACUGCAGCGGAACAGUCGAGGAACUGGACGUGGUUCCCGCGGGUGAGGUGGGGUAUGUGACCGGCAGAGAUGGCGGAGGGACGCCGGACAUGUGGUACUCUGUGCCCGGGGAGGAGAACCGCCAAUCUGCAUCUCAAACCUUUGACCUCAAUGACUGGGAUGGACUGUGA
This is a messenger RNA of Branchiostoma belcheri (Belcher's lancelet), 5337 nucleotides long. Its product is annotated as polycystic kidney disease protein 1-like 2. Gene Ontology annotation, cellular component: membrane. The transcript has 29 exons. The record is from RefSeq and is a predicted model, not a curated record. Lineage: Eukaryota; Metazoa; Chordata; Leptocardii; Amphioxiformes; Branchiostomatidae. Gene Ontology annotation, biological process: kidney development; detection of mechanical stimulus. Gene Ontology annotation, molecular function: calcium channel activity; protein binding.